Molecule: messenger RNA, 970 nt
Organism: Galeopterus variegatus (Sunda flying lemur)
Lineage: Eukaryota; Metazoa; Chordata; Mammalia; Dermoptera; Cynocephalidae
Gene: CDK2AP2
Product: cyclin-dependent kinase 2 associated protein 2
Exons: 4
Coding region: 130-513 (127 amino acids)
Biological process (GO): negative regulation of G1/S transition of mitotic cell cycle; regulation of microtubule cytoskeleton organization
Cellular component (GO): nucleus; cytoplasm; microtubule
Source: RefSeq, a predicted model, not a curated record
GCCCUUCCGGCCAGAGAUCUAUUUACCAGGGGCGUGCUGCCCGCUUGCCAAUCAGAGCGCGGCUGGGAGGCCCGGCAGCCAACCCCGGAGGAGCGGCCGGCUGGCGUCCGCCGCACCCAGGAGUUGGGGAUGUCCUACAAACCCAUCGCCCCCGCCCCCAGCAGCACCCCGGGCUCCAGCACUCCUGGGCCGGGCACCCCGGUCCCUACAGCCGGAAGUGUUCCAUCGCCGUCAGGCUCGGUGCCAGGGGCUGCUGCCCCUUUCAGACCACUGUUUAACGACUUUGGACCUCCCUCCAUGGGCUAUGUGCAGGCAAUGAAGCCACCUGGCGCCCAGGGCUCCCAGAGCACCUACACAGACCUGCUGUCGGUCAUAGAGGAGAUGGGCAAAGAAAUCCGGCCCACCUAUGCUGGCAGCAAGAGCGCCAUGGAGCGUCUAAAGAGAGGCAUCAUCCAUGCCCGGGCCCUAGUCAGAGAGUGCCUGGCAGAGACAGAGCGGAACGCCCGCACGUAACAAGAAGCGCCUCAGCCUCAGCGUCUGGACCUUUCUUGGCCACUGCAGAGCACCUGCUUCUCCCUGGCCUUCGCCCUGAGUUGCACUAACCAUCCUGGGCUUCCUGUCCUGUGUCCCUUGGUGGGUGCCCUCCAGGAACCAGGGGGCGGAUCUCACUCCAGUUGGCAACACUGACUGCCUCCUAUAAGAGUUAGCAGUGAGGUCACUGUGAGUCCCACCCAUGACCUGCCAAAAGUGUUGAUCCAGCUGGAGCCUUCUCCCUCCUGCAGCCCCCACCAUUCAGCACUUCCCAAGCACUUCUCGCCACUGUCACAGGCCUCCUUCUCCCCUAGCAGGGGCUUAGAAGACCUGCACUUUCCUGCCUGGUCUCAUGGACCAUAGUAACUCUUUUCUCAGUGUCUUUUGCUAAAUAUGCCCUUUUUAUAUAAAUAAAAGAUGAUUUGGAGUUGUUCUCUCA